Paramisgurnus dabryanus is the source of this 4231-nucleotide messenger RNA. It is a transcript of the gene eif4enif1, whose product is annotated as eukaryotic translation initiation factor 4E nuclear import factor 1. Gene Ontology annotation, cellular component: nucleus; cytoplasm. The record is from RefSeq and is a predicted model, not a curated record. NCBI's taxonomy places the organism in Eukaryota, Metazoa, Chordata, Actinopteri, Cypriniformes, Cobitidae. Gene Ontology annotation, molecular function: mRNA binding. Gene Ontology annotation, biological process: negative regulation of translation.
AUCUGAAGAAAUUCGCCGCUCUGCGACUGAACAGAGACGAAAGAGAGCUUAGAGAAAGUAGCCCGAGGUACAUUGGUUGUUGCAGUCGGACUACCAGCUUUCUUUAUGAGAUUGAACCCGGUUAUCUGUUGGAUUUGUUUCUAACGUGACCAGGCUGAAGCUUACCAACGCGCUUGAUGCGUGUUUGUGGCGCUUUUUGAGUGCAGAUAAGUUUCCUAGCCUGCUAACCUGAAUCAUUAGCUACGACACACGCAAAUAAACACGGGGCUUGUUGUAAGUUUGUUCUCCUUUCGUAAGCGUUUUAUCGUAAGAGCGAAGGCAGAGGAUGAAUUAAAGAGCGGGAACUUCGCAGGUUGAGCCGUUUGUUCACGCGAAAUAAAGUAAUUCGGCGUCGGCUUUUUGAUUUUAGCCAAUUGGCUAAUGAAGUGCAGUCCUUGUCAGUUAACGAUUGAAUCUGAAGUCUCAACAGAUGUUUGAGUCUACUGUAGAGGUUGCGGGGAAAUCAAGUCGACAGAUAACAUUUAUUUAUUUAUUAAGAAAACGUGUUUGAGAUGUGGACUGAUUGCAGCAUCUCUUGUAGUUUGGCGUAGGACAGGUAACUUAGCAAGCAGCUAGCUGAGGUAUCCAGACGGGGAGGGAGAAGGUGUUCUGACACCGUUUCAAAUAUCAGGUGCCCAGAGUGUCUGAUAUUGGAGCUUCACUUUAAUUUCACCACCUUCCUGAGUCAUGGAGAAGGAUGAAAAUGGUGAAAACAUGGUGGAGACAAUAAAAGACUCGGUAGUUAACUCUGCCUAUAGAUAUUCCAAGGAAGAGCUUUUGGAAAUCAAAGAAUUGCCUAUUUCUAAUGAGAGACCCGAGUGUCUGUCAGAGAAAUAUGACAGCGAUGGGGUCUGGGACCCUGAAAAAUGGCAUGCCUCCCUAUAUCCCUCAGAAAACAGCUGUCCUGCUGAAGGAUACAAGAAAGACUAUACAGAGGACAGAGUUCCACUGAAACGCAGAAUUGCAGAUCCCAGGGAACGUGUAAAAGAUGAUGAUCUGGAGGUGGUUCUUAGCCCACAGCGUCGUAGUUUUGGUAGUGGUUGCCAAGUAGCGCCCACUGCCGUUCCUCGGCGUCCUGUCAGCCCUCUGGAGAACAAAGAGAAUGAAACCCUUCGCCUGGCUGGUACACGCCGCAUAGGGAGCGGCCGUAUCAUACCAUCGCGUGUGUUCGAGAGAGAAGUGCGAGUUGAAAAAGAGAGGGAGAGGGAUCGAGAGCGUGAUUAUAAGGACAAGAGAUUUAGGAGAGACUUUGGAGACAAAAGAGUGUUUAGUGAAAGGAGAAGAAAUGACUCGUAUGCAGAAGAAGAACCAGAGUGGUUCUCUGGUGGGCCCACCAGUCAGUCCGAGACCAUUGAGCUUAUUGGUUUUGAUGACAAGAUUUUGGAGGAUGACAAACGGAGAACCAAACGCUCCAGGAAGAAGCCAGAAUCAGUCAGAGAAGUUGAGUGUAAUGGUGGGCUCUCAGAAGACCCUGGGGUCAUUCAAGAAUCAGGAGCGGAUCAAGAGGUUCCACAUGCGGAGGUUCUUCCUGAGCAGCCCCCUGGAGAAUUUGACUUCAAUGAGUUCUUCAACCUUGAAAAGACCAUGCCUGGCCUGGCUUCGAUGAUUGAGGAUGUUCUCGGUGAGGGUCCGGUCACGGUCAGCCGAUUCAGUCGAUGGUUCUCCAGUAAUUCAGCAAAAAGUCCCUCCGGCAGCUGCUCUAGCAGUCUGCGCUCCACCCCUCACGAAGAGCUUGAGAGACUAGCAGGACUUGAUCCUCAAAUAUUGAAUCAGGGCACGUCCCUGUAUUUUACCCCAAUCCCUUCAGUGGAACACAAGGAGAAGGUUGACAUACUGGAGCUGCUUCAUAAAGCCAACAUCGACCUGAAACCACUACUGUCCAGCCUAAAUGUCAACAAGGCUCGCCUAAAGGAGAGCACAAACUCGGGGGUGGUGUUGUCUUUGGAGGAGGUGGAGGUGGGUCUGAAAGGACUGAAGGUGCAGCCUCAAUCGCUACCUCAGAGGCAGCCGAGCGGAGGAGGCGGUACUCCCUUCAUGGCAGAGCACCUGGAAGAGGCUCUUACGGGAGGAGCCGGGAGUGCCCCACGAACGCGGGACCCUGACAUGUCUGCUUUUAACAAGUUGGUGAGCACCAUGAAGUUACAACAGCAGUCAGUGGAUCCGGCUCUUGUGGCCUUACCUGAGGCUCAGGUACCUGCUCCUCAGCAGAAAAACAUCUUUCAGGAAUUGAUGGUUGCAUCUCAUGGCAGGGCUCCUCCUGCCCCUGUGCCAGGCCUCAUGCAUCCCCGUGCCUCACCCCCACUUUUCCCACAGAGAGCUCCUUUACAGGACUUUUAUCAAGGCAUGACACCUGUAGCAGGGUUCCCUGCUGGUCCACAGAAUGUGUUGGAUCAAAUUCCAGAUUUGCAUCGGGCCAGGACAACACCACAGAUGAGAGCUUUGCCAAUGGGAGUGGAUCAAAGCAGUCUGGAAGCCUUGUUCCAGCAGGAGCUGGCAGCACAUAAUCGCCAACAGUAUCAAAGCUACAAACAGCACACUCAAGAUAAGGCGUAUCGUAACAGACAACCUAGGAUGACUCGUUCUCCUGGACCUCAUCUGCCUGGCCGGACCUCUCCUGGCAGUGCAGUUACUAGUGUGUUGUCCGCAUCCUUCACUCCCACCUCUGUGAUCAAAAAAAUGUACGAGUCGAAAGAGAAAAGUCGAGAUGAUCCUGGGAGCCGACCAGGAAGCAAAGAGGACACCGUGAACUCUCAUAACUCUCAGGAGGAUGGACCUGCAUCACCCAGUUCCUUUCUUGAAGAUGUGGACACCAGUGGCCCUCAGCCCAGUGGGGUAAAGGCAUGCUCCACCCCUGUUCCUAAUCCAAAUCGUAAAGACCCAGACCGACCCAGACCUCCUUCCGCAACCGGCCACCACACUCCCACCUUGCUAUCACCAGGACCUUCCUCUCCCUUCCCCAGACCACAGUUGUACCCAGUCCCUCUGCUUCCCCACGUCCCCUUGGUCAGACCUCCACCCCAGCUUCACCCAAGUGUGAUGCAGAGGAUGCUGGCUCAGGGCAUCCAGCCUCAACAGCUUGGACCCACAUUGUUACAGACAGGCAUGUUUCCUCAAGCUGUAGAUCUGUCUCAGCUGCAGGGUUUGCCCCCAGCCCUUUUGGGGCAACCUCUGUAUCCCCUUGGUCAUCCAGGGCAUCCGCUUAUGGCCCCCAGAGCUGCUGGACAACAUGUACAGUUAGCAGUCAUGCAGCAACAGAUGCAGCAACAGAUGCAACAACAGCAUAGACCCAAUCUGCAUGCGAGUCCAUCAGGAGGCCUCCAGUCACAGAGCCACGGUCCCCAUCGGACGAACCAUGCCCAGCGGAGAGGGGGCAGCCCUACUCUGGGCCUGGCCAAGUGGUUUGGCUCUGAUAUGUUGCAACAGCCCCUCCCUUCCAUGCCUUCAGCUAAAGUAAUCAGUGUCGACGAACUUGAGUUUCGCCAGUGAUGACAUCCUGUAACCAGUCUGUGGGAGUCAAGACACCCCUUCCCUUCCCCACUUCCCUCUAGUUGGAGAUGUGAACUUUGAUUUCUACCAUUAUGUACAGAUGGCUGAGCCCCGUCUAUUUUUCUGUGCUGUCUUGCAGGUGAAGUUUAUUUUUUCCUUUUUUGAAGGCCUAAAAGUUAAAAUGACAAAGGGAAAAAGACGAGUUCCGGACCUUAUUUUUUUCCUGCCGCUAUUGUCAAGUAAUGUAGUUACUCCUUGGUUUUUCUUUGUAUUUUUGUCUUCGGUUCUUGCAGUUAAGAGAGUAAAUAAUGUAUAGGCCUGAAUUGUACAGACUACGGGAAUGGAUGGCUUUUCCACGUUGUACAUAGAAUUUUUUUUGUUUCUUUUCUGUCUGUAUGUGGGGAAGGUUUAUCCUGCUUUGGAGGCAAUGAAAAGUUGCUCUUUCUUUGUCGAGUCACAAACAAUGUUCCACAAUUCCCAUUGGAGGCUGAUCCUGGGUAAGGAAUGGGUGGCACUGCUGUUUUGAUGGAAUGGAGAUGUUCGCAUGUGUAGCGAUGUAAUGCAUCCUCGAUCCAGAUUUACGUGCCCUUGAAACUUUUGCUGGAAUAUUGAAGCCAAAAUGUUCUAAGAACUGGGCCCGGGGACACUCUUCCACCCCAAGAAGCGAAUGCUUGUUGUGCCUUUUCUUUCUUUUUUCUUUUUUUUU